GGACUCUGCCCCGCUCGGGCCUCUAGGACCAGAUAAGGGGCGAGAAGGGGAGCGGUGCGGCGGGUACAGGCCAGAGUGGAGGGCCCCGAGGGGUAGGCCGGGUGCACAGUGAAUUCGACACCCCCAGACUUGAGUCGGCAGGGAAGCAGACGUGCAGCUGCACUGGCUGGAGCUGAGGGCAGAGGUAUUAACAGCGCUUGGAUAGCGGCAAUGGCCGUGAUUUUAAUGAGCCUAGUUUUUUGGGGUAGUUUUUUACAGAAUAGGUUGCAUUUGAGGUGAGUCUUGAGAUGAACAGGAGUUUGCACAUUCAGGAGGAAGGAACUGGAUCUUCAGGCAGGGGGAGCUGCAGGUUCAAGGGUACAGAUCUGGGCGAGGAAAGGGUUUGCCAUCUUAACAGGAUGUUGAGAGGGUAGGGAAUGGGUGUGGUCGUGCCAAGAUAGGAUCCUGGGCAGGUAAGCUGGGUCCCCGGAUGGUGCAUGAAAUUGUCUGUGGUGCGGAGGAAUUUGGACUUUAUUAGGUACAGCGCGGUGAGCUAGCCCGAGCCUUUGAGCUCUGGAGUGCUGGAUAAAUCCCUGUGGGGACUUCGUAGGACAAGGGUUGAAGUGUAAUGGACCAGAAUCGGUAGCUCCUUGGUAUGGAGACAGAAAGCCUGAAUUAUAGGAUUUCCUGUAAUGUAGGAAAUUAUAGAAAGGCUCGUUAGCUGUAGGUUAACACUGUCUUUUAAAGAGGAAGGAAAGAAAAGGUGCAACAGCUCAGGCUCCAAAAGAAAUAUUGAAAAACAGGACUUUGAGACUGAGACGUGGGGAAGAAAGAGUGGGGUGGGAUGUUUUAGGGAGUGCAUUGAGGUGGAGGGUGCAGUGAAGUCAGAGUUAAGGUCUAUUCUGUUGUACAGUAUCUAGGGCAACGUGAGUGUUCCCAGGACCCCUUAGCUGCGUCUUUGGCUGGUGGCAGUGACUGGUAGGGAGAGAAGAGGAAGGGUCCUACAUAGGAGAAGUGGAGGUGGCAGGAGUGAGGAUAGAAGGGAGUGUGGCAUAGUAGGUUAGAGGCAGAAAGUCACACAGGCCUGGGUUCUGUCUCAGUUCUGUGACUUCGGGCAAGUUCACCAGAGCCUCAGAUUCUUCUAUAAAAUGGAUCUGAUGCCUUCUUCCUAGGCUGUAAAGCAUAGGCAGCAUCAUGUACGUAAAGUGCGUGGCACAGGUUCAAUAAACAGUAGUCGUUCUUGUUAUCAAGGGCUGGUGGCCUCUGGAGGAGGGAACACACUGUGGAGAAGGGAUAGAAUGUAGAACACAAGUGGUUGUUUUGAAUAUAGAGAUGAAAAAGGAGAACUUUUUGCAGAUACUUGUGAAAAAGAUGAGGAUGUUUGCUGAAAUAAAGAUGAAGAGACAUGAGGAAAUUGAUGGCUGAUCUUUUAUAUCUUCCCUGUAAGUAGGGGAUGAAAUCUUCUACUUGGAGUACCCUGAGAUAUUCAGGAUCCAGGAAUCCAGCAGGCUUCUGCUCUAGUACCUCUUAGUGCCCUGUCUGCCUGGGUCCUGAGGUUAUCCUGGGGCAUUCAUGCACUUGUUGUUUCAGGACUCAGUGACCUUUGAGGACGUAGCUGUCUACUUCUCUGAGAAUGAAUGGACCAGCCUGGCCCCUGCCCAGAGAGCUCUGUACAGGGAUGUGAUGCUGGAAAAUUAUGGGGCUGUGGCUUCCCUGGCAGCAUUUCCGUUUCCCAAACCGGCUCUGAUUUCCUACCUGGAACAAGGAGAAGCACCCUGGUGCUCAGCUCCUCAGGGAGCCCUGGAUGGAGAGGGCCUGAGGGGCAUCUCCUCAGGAUAUCCAUUUCUAAAGCCUGCUGGGAUCUCCCAGCUUGAGCAGGUGGAAGAGCCACUGAACCUGAAACUGCAAGGAGGGGGUCCAUGUCUAAAUUGUACUGAGGGUGUGUUGAAGAGUGAAAAAGAGGAAUUUAUUCCGAAGCAGGAAUUUUUUCAGGAGACACACAACCAUAUGAUGCUAUCAAGUGGAUCCCAGUGGUAUGGCUCCCAGGAAUUCUGGUUUGGAAAAACCUGUGAAGAUAAGAAAAGCAGGUUAGGGAGAUGGGCCAACAGGGAAAGUGUAGAGAGCGCUACAGACGAUAUUAUAGAAGUGAUUGUCAAGGACGAGAUGAUCUCAGUAGAAGAAAGUUCAGACAGUACUGACCUCAGUACCCACCUUACUAUACAUCAUAAAAUUCUAAGCGGGCAGCUAUUCUGUAUAUGUGAAGAUUGUGGCAGGUGUUUUUAUCAAAAUGAAGACUUUGAUCAACACCAGAGAACUCAUAAUCAAGACAGAGUCUAUGGAUGUAAGGAAUGUGGGAAGGCUUUCCGUUUUAGAUCACGGUGCAUUGCACAUCAGAGAAUUCACACUAGGGUAAAACCCUAUGAAUGUCAAGAAUGUGCUAAAGCCUUUGUUUGGAAGUCAAACCUGAUUAGGCACCAGAGAAUACAUACUGGAGAGAAACCCUUUGAAUGCAAGGAGUGUGGGAAGGCCUUUAGUCAGAAUACAAGCCUUAUACAACAUCGGCGAAUCCACACUGGGGAGAAACCAUAUACGUGUAAAGAAUGUGGAAAAAGCUUUACUCGGAACCCUGCCCUUCUUCGACAUCAGAGAAUCCACACUGGGGAGAAGCCUUAUGAAUGUAAGGUCUGUGGGAAAGGCUUCAUAUGGAACUCAGACCUUGCUCAACACCACAGGGUCCACACUGGGGAGAAGCCUCAUGGAUGUACUGAGUGUGGGAAAAGCUUCAUUUGCAAGGCACACCUUAUCCGACAUCAGAGAAUUCAUACUGGGGAAAGACCCUAUAAAUGUAAUGACUGUGGGAAGGCCUUCAGUCAGAAUUCUGUCUUAAUUAAGCACCGGAACUGCCAUGCUAGAGAGAAACCCUAUAACUAUCAGACCUUUCGUCUUCUUGAACAUUAGAGAAUGUAUAAUGGUGGUAAUUGUUUGUAAUUCUCAUGCUACAGGAACCCCAGAAAGAAAAUGAGGUAACCUUCCAGAAUUUUACUCUUACCCUAAUAGCCAAUAAUAUCUUGCUCCUUCUCCUGAACAGAUACCAAGUACUCUAACAAGACCAAUCCCCCUGUUCAACCAUGUUUAUACCAGCCACUAUUUAGUUGAGCACCUACUAUGUGUCAGGUGCUUUACAUGCAUUAUUUAAUUUUCCUAACAAUUCUAUUACGGUAGGUACUCAGGUCCAUUUUGCAAAUGAGGAAUCUGAGGUUGAAAGAGGUUAUUAAAAAACUUAUUCAAGAUUACGCAGCUAACAAGUGAAGAGCUGAAAUUGGAACCAGGCUAUCUGACUUCAGAGUCCACUGUUCUUUUUUAAUUAUGCACAUUCCUGCCUCUACUCGUUUUUAUCUGGUCAGGUUUCCCUGGGCUGAAAGUUUCCCUUCAUCAAGACCCAACUCCUUCAACUAAACAGACUUCUGUUUCUAUCCUAUUUGUAAUCAGCGCCGCUGAAGUUGGUAUUUAAUUAUGUGCUGCCUUAUACUUUUCUGACAGUCUCCUAUGUGUUAGUCUUGACUCCAGCUAAAUUUCCCUUUGAGAGCCAACACUGCAUUUCUUCUAUUUAUCAUAUUUUAAAACUUAUUUAUUUUUUACUAGGUGUAACAUGAGUAUGAUAAACAAAAAAUUGAUAUAGUUAAAAAGACGUCAAUGAAAAGUAAGUUUCCUUUUAAUUCUUCUCCUUAGAGGCAAUUACUGUUACUAGUUGUGUAUUCUUCUGGAUAUAUUCUCUCUAUAUACACAAGUAUUUAUUAAUAUUGUUUUUCAUAAGUCUGCCUCACCAAAUGCUUAUUUGAUAUAGCUGACACUGAAAUUAAUAUUGCCAACUCCAGGAUCUUCUUUUCCUCAGACAUUGUGGUCCACUUUGGUGUCACCAGGGUAACUGAGGAAAAGCAGGAGAAGGUAGUCUGGGUUGUGCAGUCUUGGAAGGCCUGAUGGCCCUUAUGUUAUCAGCCUACACUCUGAGAGUGGGAAAUAGGAUGUUGUAAGGCAAGCUUGAGAUUUUUUCGUAAAAAUCUGUAUAGCUACAGCUCCUUUCCUCACUGCAGCAGUAUCCUAAAUCCCCUCUCAGUCUGUCCCUGUCUCAUCACCAUAAUAACCCACAUCCCCAAAUAAGCUGUGGGCUGAUCACCAAGGGAGAGAGAAACAGCCGGUUUCUGAUGGUGGUUAAUGCGCUAUUAGACAGCUUCAGCCAGUCAGCAGUUGAAAAGAUACCAUCUGAUCCAUUAUCCUGGUGACAGAGUCACAAAUUCCCUUCCCAAGGUCUAGGAUCAAAGAUAAAUGCUAGGAACACAUAGAUCCUACACACGUAAGGGGAAAGUGAAGAAUUCCAGAAUUAACUACACUUGAAAUCAGGAGGAGUCUGUGUAACAGUAUCUUUUUAAAGGGGAUGCAAGCUGUAAAUAGUAGCCAUUAAAUGCAGGAUAUUAGAAAGUAAUACUGUCCAUCUUGACACUAUUCAAGAGAACCAAAGGCCCUAUUCAGGGGAGAAGGAUGCUGACCAAAACAGACAGAUUUGAAAUAUCCAUUUCAGUCUCUUGACCUUUAGAGCCAUUCUUUAGACAAUGCACUGCCGUUUAGGCAUUUCAUUUUGUAAACUGCCUGCCAGUUAGAUUACUUGUUGAUUAAGGAGCGAUGAAGAGAAGCUUCCUAAAAAUCAUAAACAUUAACUCCAGAGACCCUGAUUGCUGAAGCCUAAAUCCAUGUAGUAAGGAGAACUUGGCCUAGCACAGCAUAGCCAAGACAACCUCUAAAAGCAGUAGAAAUUUUGUAUCACAUGGAACCAAGGAAAUGGAAAUGAAUGUUGUGAACAGGUGUUUGAAGAAAGUUGUUUAUUAAAUGUUACUGAGCACCUACUUGUAUGCAAAACACUGUGCCAGGCACUGCAUAAACAGUAAGUAACACUUGUUCCCUGCCCUCCUGGAACAGUUAGUCUAGUGGAAGAGACCAACUACUCCCUCAAAGGAAACCAAGUAAAAUAAUUCAAAAAAAUAUUUUGAAUUGCAAAGUGCUAUACAGGGAAUGAACAGAGUGCUGAGAGACUGGUAUGGAGGGGACCUACUUUAUAUAGGUGGUCAAGGAAGGCUUAUCCUAGGAAGGAAGUAACAUUAAAGCUAAGAAUCGACAGGUGAGAAAGAACCACUUGUAUCAAGAGCAGAAGAGCAGCAGGCAAAGGGAACAGCUAUGCAGACUCCCUGAUGUGGGAAGAGCUUGGCAUGUUCAAGGUACCAAAAAGAGUGUAACACAAGUUGGGUUUGGAGAGAAGUGGACCAGAUCAUUCAGUUCUAUCCUAUGUGAGAAGAGAAGCCACUGAAAGGUAUUCAGUGGAGAAGUGACGUGUUCGAUUUAUAUUUUAAGAAGACCACUCUGGCUGCUAAGUAGAAAAUGGUUUGUAAAGGGACAAGACUGAAAGAUAAUCUUGGAGGCUGUAGUAGCAGUCUAGGGGUGAAAGGAUGGUGACAUGGAGAGGGUAGUAGUAAUGGAGAUGGAAAGAUGUAGAUAGAUUUAAAAGAUAUUUUGGAAAUAGAAUCAAUGACCUGCUAAUGGAUUGGAUAGAAACGGUAAUGUGCAGGGAGGAGUCGAUUGCUGGCUUUAGCUGAGUGGAUAGUGGUACCAUUUACUGGAAUGGGUAAGACGGGAGAAGGAAUAGGUUUGGGGAGGAAGAAAUCUAGAACUCUGUUUUAGGUUAACAUAGUUGAAAUUUGUAUAAGAAGUGCAAGUGAAACUUUCAAGUAGUCAGUAUACAGUUUUGGAGUUGUACAUAUGGGGGUCAUCAAAUAAGCAGAAGGGAUAUAAAGACAUGGGAAGGAAUGAAAUAAAUCCCUAGAACUAUGCUAUUCAAUACAAUAGAUAGCCACUUGUGGCCAUUUAAAUUAAAAUUAAAUAAAAUUUUAGUUGCUCGGUCACAUUGGUCACAUUUCAAGUGCUCUGUAAUCAUAUAUGGCAGUUGGCCACCAUGCUGGAUAGUGUAGAUAUAGUACACUAUUUCAUCACUGCAGAAAGUACUAUUGGACAUUGCUCCUAGAGAAAGUAUAGCAAGAUAAGAGCCCAGGAUGGAGUCCUAUGACAUUCCAAUUUGGUAUUUAGGGAGUUGGAUGGAGGGGGAGGAGCCAGCAAGGGAUGCUGAGAAAGAGUAGCCAGUGAGGGGCUGGCGACAUUACCAGUGUACACGUUAUGCAGGAAGUAGUUGAAAUUACCGGGUUGAAGGUUAGACCGUGGCUGAAAGGUGGUGAUUAUUAAAACCCCAAAUAUUCACAAGCUUCCAGGGUGGCGAUGAUGUAUAUGCUGGAAGAGGUCAGUAUCUUAACAUGGGAAGAAGCAGAGAGAUUAUGAGUACGAGGGAACAGGAGAGAGAAGGGAGAGUUUGGCCUUAGAGAGGAGCAUUAUUGAAGUUGAUCAACCCCGGAAACUCCUUCAAAGGUGGAAGUGUGUGUGGGUAGGGAAGAUUUUUAAGAUUGUCACAAUGAGAGAAUUAUCAAAAUAUGGCAACAGAUGGGUAUUCUAAAAGGUUUAGGAAAUAGAAUGUGGAAAUGGAUCCCCUACCAAGAGAAUUCCUAACUUGUCAUUUUCUUACCAGAGGCCCAGAGAUAAACAUGUGGAAGCCCUGAGCCCACUUCAUGGACUCUAUAGUGUAACGUAAGGCAGUAACUGGGUUACGAACAUCUAACUCACUGACAACUCAUACUUAAGAACAGACUGCCAUAAAGCCUGUUAUAUUGAAAAUCUGAGUUAAAUACAAUGGUUCAUAAUGAACACACGCAGUACUUUGUGAUGCUCAUGAAAACAUUGUGUGGUUUGGAAAUGUUUUUUUUUAACUGUUUUAUAUAGAAAGGUAAAAUAUAUACUAUAUACUAAGACAAACAUUUGACUUACUGAUCCUAAAUAAGAACCAUAUGUACCUGCUCUAACUUACCUACAAAUUUGACUUAAAGACAGCCUUAGGAGUGAGUCUCACCUGUUACCCAGGGACUGCCUAUGUUCACAAAAGUAGGAGCAUCUGUACAGAGAAGUGACUGUUUGGCCUGCCACAGAAACUCCUCGGUCUCAAUUCAGAGAUCCAUCUGGCUCUGUCAUUUAGUGUUCAAGUCAAUGUCACUAGAAAAAAAAAAGAUCGAAAGAAAAAAAACUUUUAACAUGGAAGACCUUCCAAUUUGUAAUGAUACUUUCCAGACUUCUAAAAAUCAGAAGAGGAAUAAAAAGUACUACUCAGUUCCUAAAUUCUGGACAAACAUUAAAGGUGGAAAUUUAAGAUAUUCUCUGAUAAAUUGCAAUGAACAAUAUAUCAAAAUCAGUAAUUGGACGUGGUAAAAUUUUGUCUUGGAAAUUUUUCAAAAUUGCAAAGUAAGGAAAUAAUGAAAAUAGUAUGUAAAGUCAUUCACAUAUUAAAAAUUAGCUGGCCUACCCAGAAUUUCUUGGGAAAUCAAUAAUUAUAUCCCUGCUGUUUUACACCCGGUGUCAGAUACAGUUACUUAUUUUAGAAGCAACUCACUUGCAGAUCACUGUCUGCAAUUCUGAGCACCUUUCUUUGUGACUUUCAGUUUGGGGCUCAGCAAUGGUCAUCUCUUAUUUGGUUCCCAGUGUCCAUUCCUCUUCCUUCUGGGAACAGUGACCCAAAUGUUUUUUGGGAAGGUAUCCUUUCUCAGCCACAUGAUUGGGUUUCCUGCAAGUUUAUGAGUGGACCUGUUUGGCUUAGGUCAAUCAAUUUAUCCCAUUCCCUUGGCCACAGAGCCAGUGAACUGUGAGAAGAUAUUUCCCGGGCCUUCUGGAAGAGAGAGGCUUCUUUUCUUCUAUGAGAGCUGACAAAGGAGAUAUUCUCGGUCCUUUCCUUGGUAUGUAGGAGGACAUGAGGCCUAGAAUUGUAGCAACUAUUUUUUUCUAUUAAAAAGGGGAGAAUCUGGAGCUUCUAGGUGCUACUCUCCAGAGCCCAAAGGUGAAACCAAUACCAAAGAAGACAGUGGCAAAAUGGAGAGAAACUGGGUCCUUGGUGACAGCUUUUAAGCCAUUAGACCAAGCCUUACUUGAAGUAGAACUACCUCUGGACUUCUCAGCUAUGUGAGCCAAUAAACAUCUUUUGUGAAGCUGGUUACAUUUGGGUUUUCUGUCAUUUACAACUGAACUAGUCAUAACUGUUACAGGCUUGAAUAUGAAAACACUUUGGUCAUACGGCACCGUAACAUGGCAUUUUUCUCUUGCUUGGUAGUCACACAAGCUCCUCAUUUGUAUCUCAUUUCAGCUGCCUGAGGGCUGUGUCUAAAUACAUGCCUUUCAUGUCCUAAAGUUAAUUUCAUGAAUACCACCUGACUGAUUUUUAAGUCAUACUGUAACAUACCCUCCAAACUUGAUAAAAAUAUAUUCCCAGCUCCACAUUCUGUAGAGGAUAACUUCCUAUCUCUUUGAGGUGACUUAUAAGCCCCCCUACCAAAUUUAAGUGAAUUUUGUAUUUGCCACGUCACCUGUAUUUUAAGUCCGUUUCAUUGUGAAAUAGUCAGGUGCUUGAUUCUGAUCUGCUAGACACUUUGUUUUAUUGAACGAUUCUGCAGCGAUUGUUGAGAAGGACAGAGUCCAGACCUGGGGAUAGAUUCUGUUAAUCUAAAAGUCAUCUCUCUGCCCAGGGACUGAGAUGAAAUUACAGAUUGAAAAGUUGCUUCCUUAUUUUAGCAACAGAAAGCAUGCAAAAGAAAUAGUGUUGACUUUUUUUUUUUUUUUUCCAGAGAAGAGCUAUAGUUUUCUGGUGUAAAGGAUGUAAGUGCUGGCGUUAAGCAAGCACACUUGUCAGACCCCACCCCAAUUUCACGCAUUCCUAGUUCAAGCUGGACUAAAGUGUGUUUAGUAUAAAUGAGGUUUGAGACCCAAUACCUUCUGAUUUUCACUAUAUUGUACCCACUAAGGAAACCCUGGUGGUGUAGUGGUUAAGUGCUACGUCUGCUAGCCAAAGGGUCGGCGGUUCGAAUCCGCCAGGCACUCCUUGGAAACUCUGUGUGGCAGUUCUGCUCUGUCCUGUAGGGUCGCUAUGAAUCAGAAUUGACUCGACGCACUGGGUUUGGUUUUGGUUUUUUGGUACCCACUAAAUUUGGUGAAAAGUUACUCAUUGGUUUUCAGAUGAUAUAGUAAGGAACAGACACUUUUAAUCUGUUGAUAAUAAAAAGAAAUGAAAAAAUUGGUGUGAGAGAAGAAACUAAAAAUAAAUUUUUCUACCAAGCAAUCAAGUGGUGUCUCAGGUGUCCUGGACCUCAGAUAAGUUUCCUGCCUACUAGGAGCACCCUGUAGAGAGGUUGAGGUAGGCUUUUGACUCUGCUUUCUACUGUUUGAGAGAAUAUUAAUUCUAUAUGUAUGAGAUCUAACCACCAAACCCAAAACACACUUUAUUAUUUUUCCUGGGAGGCUCAAGGGAUCCACAUGAAAAUGGGUAUAAACUCUCCUGAAAUUUUACUGUCCUGGGGUGGCAGAUGAACAGUUUGUGCCUGUGUGAAGGGGAAACAAAGGAGUGAAUACACCAAUCCACUGUGAAACUAUAAAUGAAAAAAUGUGGUAUAUACUGGUAACUGGUGGCAAAUGAGAUUUUUUUAAAAAGGCGGGAUGUAUAAAGUAAAAAUAUUCUGGAAAGGUAACAUGUUCCUGAGGGAAGCCAUAAAUGAUGGUAUAAACAUGGAAACUGAAAAUCAACUCAGAACACAUACAAGAGGUGGGCAUGUUCCAUCUUUGAUGCCCAGUUAACCUGCAGAUGGGGCUGGAUGCUAUUGUCCAGGAAAGUGGGAAUUGUCCUGAAGGACUAGCCCAGGUUCAUGACACUCUCCAUUUCCUCUCUGUCCACUCACUGUUCACCCACAGCAAUUGGCUUCUGCUUCCACCAAACUCCUUGAGCUAAGGUUACUACCAAUAAUUGGUUUCUUUGCCUUCAUUCUUUCCAGCAUGUUACCCUGUUGACCACAUUCACACCUUGAGAAUGCCCUCUUGACUCCUAGGACACCACUUUCUUCUGGUGUUUCUGACCUGUUAACUAUCUACCACUUUUGAGGUCCCUCUUGUUUUACCCACCUUUAAAGAUAAGCAGGCCCCUAGUGAUCCAAUCUUGUUCUUUUUCUGACUUUACAUAGUCACUAGGAGGCAGAAUUAUUUAUCCAUUUGGAUUAAGCUACAUCUAGAUGUCAUGUGUACAAAACGGAAUUUAUUGUCCUUACCCACAAGUGUGCGUUCCCCAUUUUCCCUACCACCCAUCGCCUGCUCCGAGCCAGGAACUUCAUGAGAACCUUCAGCUCCUCUCUAUCCUGCACCCUUAUAAACAGUCUGUGGUCAGGCUGUGAUGAUUCCUUCCCACAAAUACAGUACAUCUACCACCUCCUUUCCACCUCCUCACUUUUCUUCAUGUGGUGACCAUCCCAGAGUUCUGGGACAGCUAUUGUCUUUUCCAUCCUCUCGUUCUGAGGUCAAGAAACUUUUCUUAAAAUGAAAAUCUAAUACCACUCCCUUUCUGAAAACCCUUUAAUGAUUCUCUGCUGUCUAUAAAACCAUCCAAAUUCCUUAGGUCAAUAUUCAAAACUUCAUAAAUGAUUGUUUUAAUUUAUAAUUUGGCUCUGUCUUCCCUCAACCUCCCACUUCCCUCAUCGCCCAGCUUCAGCCAUACUUGCCCAUUUCUAAUUUUUAGUCAUGUCUUCCUCUUUCAAAGAAUGGGUGAAUAUAUCAGUAUAAACCAGUCGCUCUCAGGUAUGGGUGGUUUUGCCUCACGGGAUAUUUGGAAAUGUUUAAGGACGUUUUUAUUUGUCACGAGGGAGUGGAUGCUACUGGCAUCUAGUGGGUAGAGGCUAG
Molecule: messenger RNA, 10824 nt
Organism: Loxodonta africana (African savanna elephant)
Lineage: Eukaryota; Metazoa; Chordata; Mammalia; Proboscidea; Elephantidae
Product: zinc finger protein 662
Exons: 4
Coding region: 1552-2937 (461 amino acids)
Biological process (GO): regulation of transcription by RNA polymerase II
Molecular function (GO): DNA-binding transcription factor activity, RNA polymerase II-specific; RNA polymerase II cis-regulatory region sequence-specific DNA binding
Source: RefSeq, a predicted model, not a curated record